AUUUAACACCCAGACUGAAUUUAACAGGACACAUACUCUGCAGAAUAGACGAGGGAAUUCUAUAUCUGUAGGCAUGACUGCCUGUCGGGAACCAGAUGUCAGUGUUCUUACCAUCGCUAUGGAGUGAAAAAUGCUGAAUUGUAAGGUAAUCUACGUGUGCAAGUUUCUGCUCAUGAUCUUGCGCAGCUGCACGAUGCACGACACCAGAGAGCUCGCCUAUAACGGAACGACACCCUAGAUCGUUUGCAUGAAACACUAACCCUAGAGUACUACUUUCUUUCAGACAGCUUUCUGUGACGACUUUGAGAAAAGCUGCAGAGGGUGUGCUGUCGUAGGUGGAUCUUGCUGUACAUUCCGACACGUACGACGAAAGAGGAAGUCACAAGGUCAUUGAGAUGCUAAGAACAGGAAACACUUGCAUCGGACUCAUGCGAAACUCCUACGAUUGAUGUAUACGUCGAUCAUGCAGAUGCUCAUGCGAUCAAAGAUAGUGCCAUUCCACAUGCAACUUCCUAGGCGAUUCCUCGUGCGAUUCUCAUGCGUUUCCUCAUGCGAUUCAUCAUGUGAUAUUCCUCAUGCAACUCGUCAUGCGAUUUUCUGAACUCUGUCAAUGAAUGUUUGCUCAUGCGACCGCCUACCAAUCUUAAGAGAUACUCAUGAGACGCUCAUGAGAAGAUUUACGUAGGACUGUUAGAUGACAUCAUUGUCUCAAAAUUUUCUGUAUCAGUAUUUUCAUAUGUUUCUUGUUGCAUUUAAUUAGUCAUCUGUUCCUGUUUUAUUCAUAUCAAUUUUGAAUUAAGAAUUUAUGUUUGUUUUGCAGUUGUUUGUGACAUUGCAGAAUGUCUUUUGCAUCAGUUUCAAAGUACACAGGCAGAAGACCAGUUAAGACAAGUUACUGCUGUUAUACUUAUCAAGGUUGACAACCCUAUCAAGGCCUUAUAUUAUGCAUUGCUGGCUUUUGCAGUGAAGCUAAAUGAAGGAAACGAAAAAGAAGUGACAGAUCUGCUGGAGCAGUCUAUUAAAUGGGCUGAUGGCAUCAAAAUGCAGACAAGCAAGGCAAGAGUGCUGAGUGAGUUGGGACAAGUAUACAUGCUUCAAAAACACUACAGUCAGGCUGAGAAAAUACUCAAUGAUGCAAUGACUCUUGACAAACAAGAUCCAAUGAAUUUGGUGCACCAAACUGCUUUAAUUCAUUGCCGUAUUGCUGAGUGCUUUGCAGCAGAAAGCAAAGACAAUGAAGCCAUGCAAUUUUUUUGUCUGUCAGGAGAUACUUCAAAUUUAGCAGUUAAUCACCCUUUAAGAGGCAGAAGUUUGUUCGGCUUGGGUAAAAUCCUUGUUCAGCAGAACAAAUGGAACGAAGGGCAAACUAUUCUGAGGGAAAGUGUGAGUAUUUUGAGGCAAUUGUCACCUUUUCAUCCAUCUACAAUAGCAGCCAUUCUUGAACUUAGCGACUGUUUAAGAAAGAUGAACAAGCAUAAAGAAGCUGCGUACCUUUUGACACAACCAAAUGAAGUCUCUUUGUAUCAAGAAGAUAUUGGCAUGACAAGUCAAGUUGAUGAUUUACAAAAAGAAAUCACUAAGCUCCAACAAAGGAAUGAAGCCAACCAGCAGCUCUUGUUAGUUAAAGAGAAUGUUAUGCAUAGGAUUAUUGUGGAGCGUGAAGAAACGGAGAAACAGCAUCAACUGCAGUUAGCACAGAUGAGAACUGAAAUAGAUCAAAUGAGUGCAACGUUAGAAGAUCAGAUGAGGCAGCUGCAACAGCAGGGAGAAGAAUUAGAAGAGCUAAAGGCUUCACUGGAAGAAGAGAGAAAGCUGAUCAAUCCUUUGAGGCAGGAGGUGCAAGACAAUUACAUAACUAUUCAACGCUUGACCACAAACUUAGAGCGAAGUGAAAGAGCAAGGGAGCAGCUACAACAAUUUCAACGCCAAUAUGAUCAUGUUUUACAGAUCAGUGAUGAUGAUUUGAUUAUGAUAGGAACAAGCUUAGGAAAAGGAGCAUAUGGAGAAGUUGGUGUUGGCAUGUGGAGGGGUGUAUCAGUUGCUGUCAAAACAUUUUAUGAUUUUCUUCGAGCUGAUGAGUUGAACGCUUCAUUUAUUCAUCGAGAAGUGUCCGUGUCUAGUCGUGUUCAUCACCCUAAUGUCUUAUCUAUUUGUGGAGCUAUCAUUGAGAAUGAAGUUCCUCUUCGUAUUGUCAUGGAGCUGUUAGAAGGUUCACUGAGAGAUGUGAUCAAGGCCUCACGAAGAAGUAGAAGCUAUUUAUGUAUGAGGGAGCAAGUGGAUAUAGCUGUGGGAUGUCUGUGUGGUGUGAUGUAUCUUCAUCAGCUGCAGCCUCCUCUUUUGCACGGAGACAUUCGUUCUACUAACAUCUUGGUUAGUAAGACCAUGGAAGCCAAAAUUGGUGACUUGGGUUCGACUCGUUUUGCCAGCGACAAGCUUUCUGUUGGUCCUCUCAGUCUAGAAUACAUUGCACCAGAGCGAAUGAUGAAGAGUCUUGAUGGUCAGGCUAGAUCCAACACAACACAAGCCGACGUGUACAGCUUGGGUGUCACAUUCGUUGAGUUGUUCACAGGUGAAGAUGCAAAGAGAGUUGUGCGUGACUCUCAGUUUUUGGCUGUUGCUGACAUUCAGCUUCAAGACGUUUGCUAUACUAUGGCUGCUGAUAAUCCACAUGAUCGUAUUUCCGCUACAGAAACGCUCAGACGCGUGAACGCUUUGAAGCAGAAUGAUGGGUACACAUCAUGUCCUCCCAAAAGGAUGGUGAAAGGCAAGGAAUUCACUGAAGACGAAGUGACGCUUGUGGACAUGCCGUGGAUAUGACUUUGAAACACUGACUUUUGAUGAGUUUCUUUGACUCUGGUUUGUUUCAGUUUUGUUGAAAUUUACCGAUUUUGGCAGAAAUAUUCGAUAAGAAAGAAUGAUGCAUGUUUGCAAUGUAUUAUGUGAUAUGAGUUGACAAUUCGUAAUGUUGUUAAUGUAUUUUAAAGUUUUAUUUUUAUCUUUCCAUGCUUUUUUUACUUUUUUUUUGUUUCAUAUACGUAUAUUAGAUACUUGUAUUUGCUGCACGUAGCUUUCAUCAAUGAUAACCAAACUUGUUUCACAGUCAAUCCAUAAAAGUGUAUAAUCUGAUGUUGAUACUGUUAAAUUUAGAUAUUAAGUUUAUUGUAAUAUUUUAAAUUAUGUGUAGUCAUAAAGUACGCGCU
Molecule: messenger RNA, 3200 nt
Organism: Corticium candelabrum
Lineage: Eukaryota; Metazoa; Porifera; Homoscleromorpha; Homosclerophorida; Plakinidae
Product: probable serine/threonine-protein kinase DDB_G0271682
Exons: 8
Coding region: 1042-2817 (591 amino acids)
Biological process (GO): protein phosphorylation
Molecular function (GO): protein serine/threonine kinase activity; ATP binding; protein binding
Source: RefSeq, a predicted model, not a curated record